GGAACACGAGUUCGAGCCCCCACUCUGCCUCACUUUCCACCAAUGAAAACCUAGGGUUUUAGGUAUCAGCCGCCACAAUGAGACCGAUAUCAAAGCGCAACAACCGUCCUAUAGCGCCGAUUCCUCCUCCUCCUCCUCCGUCCACGUCAUCAACAGAAUCCUCCUACGCCGUCACCCUAACCAGAGUCGCCGUUGCGCAGAUCUGCAACUCAAUCGGAUUCGCAUCAGCGGAAACUCCCGCUCUCCGUAUCCUAUCGGACAUCGCCGCAAGGUAUCUGAGAUCAAUCGCUAAGUCCGCUGCUGACUCAGCAAACUCAGCAGGCCGUACGCAGUCGAAUAUCGUCGACACAGUCGCCGGCGUGGAGGAGCUGAGCUCCGUCACUGGAUUCGCCGGAGCAUGGAGAGUUUCUACCGGAGGGACUUUUCUCAAUUCCGGUGCGGUUAAGGAACUCGCUAGGUUUUCGGAUUAUUCUGAAGAAAUUCCGUUUGCAAAAUCGUUGCCGAGGAAGAUAUUUAAAGUAGAUAGAGGAAAAGGUUUGAGAAAUAUAGGGAUUAAUAAUAAUGAGUAUAUUGGAGGAGAGAGGAAGCAUAUACCGAAAUGGUUACCUGUAAUGCCGGUGAUUGAGACGGAGGAGGAAAAGAAGAAAAGGAAGGAUAUUUGGGGAUUAUUUUGUGGUGAAAUUGAGGAAACAACAACGACGACUCAACCGGUGAAAUCUUUCGUGGAGUCUGGGGAGGAUGGGGAAACAACAACAACAUAUGCAGUGAAAUCCAACAAAGUGGGGUCAGGAAAUAAUAGAGUGUACACGCACGUUACCUGUAAAACUGAGGAAAGACAUAGGGAAUUGAAAAAGGAGGAAAAUGGGAGGGAAAGGAAAGGAAUUGAAUUGCCAUUGAAGAGAGGAGGGAGAGUGAGGUUUAAGAUUGGGGGUGUUAGGGGUGUGUAGAAGAAGGGGUGGAAUAGGCAAGAGAGUUUUAUGUGACAAUUGGAUUUUUGAUGAUGAGAAUCAAAAGAAAAGCUUGAAGAGGUAAUCCAGAUGAACAAAAAAAAAAAAAAAAAUGAGAUGAUGAUAGUAUGUAUGAAAAAGAGGGCGG
This is a messenger RNA of Lycium ferocissimum, 1095 nucleotides long. RefSeq lists its product as uncharacterized. The record is from RefSeq and is a predicted model, not a curated record. NCBI's taxonomy places the organism in Eukaryota, Viridiplantae, Streptophyta, Magnoliopsida, Solanales, Solanaceae. Gene Ontology annotation, cellular component: transcription factor TFIID complex. Bases 78 to 947 code for a protein of 289 amino acids. Gene Ontology annotation, molecular function: protein heterodimerization activity. The transcript has a single exon.